Molecule: messenger RNA, 2573 nt
Organism: Stomoxys calcitrans (stable fly)
Lineage: Eukaryota; Metazoa; Arthropoda; Insecta; Diptera; Muscidae
Product: T-box transcription factor TBX6
Exons: 5
Coding region: 594-2573 (659 amino acids)
Biological process (GO): regulation of transcription by RNA polymerase II; positive regulation of DNA-templated transcription; cell fate specification
Cellular component (GO): nucleus
Molecular function (GO): RNA polymerase II cis-regulatory region sequence-specific DNA binding; DNA-binding transcription factor activity, RNA polymerase II-specific
Source: RefSeq, a predicted model, not a curated record
AAAUAUUUGUGGUUAAAUAUCAACGACAUUAUUGAUAAAUUGCAAACAAAAAUAAUGAUAAUAGUUUAAUUUUAAUAAAAUUUAAUAAACGGAUAGCCCCUACUACACAAUGGCUUACACAAAUGAUAUUUUGUAAUUAAGCUUAGGUGUCAGUGAUAAAUGUAACACUUCCGUUUCUUAAAAAACACCACCACCAGCCAUACCUACAUACAACUCGCGUGAGCCGCCGCCAUCGUCAUCAAUGUCGUGAUUACUCUUGUGCUCGUUUGCUCAUUUUUUUUAAACGCCAACAACAAUAACAACUCAUCGUUUAUAAUUGACAAUGUGGUAUUUCGUGUUUCGCGAUCGUGCCUAACGAUUAGUGAUAUAUUCUAUUACAACAACUUCUACAACUAGUAGUGCUAUCUAUUAACCAACGAAUGGUUUGUUGUGUGUGUGUGUGCGUGUUUUUUUAUUGAGUGAGACAAGUGUUGAGGAACAACAAUAGCAACAAAUUGUGUGCUCAUCACCAUCACUAAUAAUAAUAAUUGGCAAGUGGUGUUGGCAGCAGCAGCAAUAACAACAACAAAAACAACAACAAUUAAGCUUCAAAUAUGAUUACCAUGAAUGAAUUGGUGGAUUUGCGUAUGCAACAGCAUAUCGCCCAUGAAAUAUAUCGUCAACAAAUCAUGCAACGAAUACCAGAUCCUUUCCCGCCAUUGAUGCACAUUCCAAUGCCCAGACAUGUGAUAAUGCCGCCCCGAAUUACCCUACCCGGUGUGGAUGUUCAAUUGCAGAAUGACGAUUUGUGGAAGCAAUUCCAUCAUAUAGGAACGGAAAUGAUCAUAACGAAAAGUGGAAGACGCAUGUUCCCUUCCAUGAGGUUGUCAUUGUCCGGUCUGGAUGAGGACACCAAUUAUUGUGUACUCUUGGAAAUGGUGCCAAUUGGCGACUGCCGCUAUAAAUUCUCCGGUUCCCAGUGGGUGCCAGCUGGCGGAGCCGAACCUCAGUCACCGCAACGCAUGUACUUGCAUCCGGAUAGUCCUGCCACUGGUGCUCACUGGCAGGCACAGCCCAUACUCUUCAAUAAAGUCAAAUUGACUAACAAUACCUUGGAUAAUAGUGGGCAAAUUGUUUUGGCCAGCAUGCACAAAUAUCAACCUCGCAUUCAUGUGAUACGUACUUCGGAUUUGGCUCAAAUUCCUUGGGCGCCUCAACAGGCUUUUGUUUUUCCGGAAACUGAAUUUGUCGCCGUCACAGCCUAUCAGAAUGAUCGCAUUACCAAACUGAAAAUCGAUAAUAAUCCUUUUGCCAAAGGCUUUCGUGAGACUGGUCAAUCGCGAUGCAAGCGUAAAAUGUCUUCAUCACCUACUGCCGAUGAGCAGUUGUUGCGGCAGCAACAUGAGAUCAUGUCGCCAACGAAAUUCUCCAUCUCAUCAGCAGUAACAGGAACAGCAGUGGCAGCAACAACAACAACAGGCACAACGACAUCAUCGUCAUCAUGCUCAUCAGCAGCGACGGCAAUCAGUGAGUCGGGAUCAUCAAUUUGUUCGGAUAAACCGGUGACGACGGCAUUCUUUAAUGAUCAUAUCAUGGUGGAUGUGGAUGCAGCAACAACAUCAGCACAAAUUAAACGUUUACGCUCAAACGAUAUUGCCGCCACAUUGGAGGCCUGCGGUAUGGAUGGUGGUGGAGGCUUUGCCAUGGCACCACCACCAUCAUCAUCAUCGCAUAACUCCUCCAUGGAAACCAGUUCCCACAACAGCAUGUCGUCACCGCUGCCUUUCGAUUAUGUUGGCAACAAUGCCGGCAAUAUAUUUCAACAGCAAGCGGCAGCAGCUGCCGCUGCAGCAAUUGCUGCUGGCCAUAGUGGUGGUGGUGUUGGUGGUGCAAGUUGUAAUGCAACAUCCGUUGCUUUCAUGCAUCAUUUCCAGCAAAAUAUGCAGUCAUUGUUGCGACCUUCACUGGUCGACUUGGCAUGCACGUAUUUUGCUCGUCCCCAGCCCAUGUAUCCACCACAACAUGCGGCCUAUGCUGCGGUGGCAGCCACACAGCAACAACAAGAAGCUGCACUACUGGCGGCCGGUUUGGCACCACAGCAACAGCAACAACAACAAGCAUUGCCGCCACCACCUGCAGUACCAGCUCUGGGGCCAUUGCCGCAACAUGUGUCUGUUGGGGGGGCCGGAGGGGGUGGUGGUGGUAGUGCUGUCGUUGAUGUAGAAUUGUUGCCAAAUCGUGUUACAGCCAUUAACUCGAAUACCACCUCGGAAAGCAUUACAAACGAUGCCGAUCUUUCCUCAUCCGAUUCAUCAUUAAUACAGGAUGAGUCGUUGCUACCAACCACACCAACACCAACCACCAUGAUGAUGAUGAUGUCUGCCACUGCCACCACCAACAACAACAACAACAGCAGCAACACCACAGGCACUUGUCCCAGCACCAAUGAUGCAUUACCCCAAUCGCCGUCAUGCAACAUUGCUCACAAUCACAAUCCGAACAACAACAGCAACAACAACAACACUAACAGCAACAAUACCCACAGCAGAAAAAAAGGUUUUAGCAUAUCGGCCAUUUUAGGUGGUGGCAGUUAG